Molecule: messenger RNA, 1892 nt
Organism: Xyrauchen texanus (razorback sucker)
Lineage: Eukaryota; Metazoa; Chordata; Actinopteri; Cypriniformes; Catostomidae
Product: E3 ubiquitin-protein ligase RNF126-like
Exons: 4
Coding region: 629-943 (104 amino acids)
Source: RefSeq, a predicted model, not a curated record
AUUGAACGAAUUCAGAACAGACAGGAGCAGCCGAGUUCUUCUGAGAGUCUUGUAGAAAGGGGAGUACUUUGAAUUAGCUGGGAAAUAUCUGUAAAGGACCCCAAUUCACCGUGUUUCAAAAUGUUUAACGUGAAGUUUGCGUUCCUCAUGCAACUUUAUUAAUGUUAUUGGAGUCUCCUCUUAACCAUAAUAAACAUUUGACGGAGUAAUUUAAGUAAAGUAAUGUAAUGUUAAAGUGGUGUUAAUAAUAUAUUCUGCGUCUCGGUGAAUUUCAUUGGGGUUGAAGUGUGUGUUGUAGUGUUUGCCAACAUUAGCCUAACUACGUAGCAAGCUAACUUAGCAAAAAUGCAAUGCGUGGAAAUGGCACCUUUUGAUAGAAACAUUACUGCAGUUAAAGGUUUUAAUAAAUGGAGGACUGCACUAACGCCGAAUGUUUCAGCAGCUCAGUUUAAAAUAUUUAUUGAUGGCAGUGGAAUUAUGGUCUGUCAGUAACGUUAUCUAACUUUCAUCCUGCCUUCGAGUAACAUGUCAUAUUAUUGAUUGUUUAAUCUUUGAAUGUAGCAUUCUUUGUCAAGUGAACGCAAGAUCUCUGUAUAAGACAUGACACCUUGUUGACAUCACCAUUUCCAUGCUUUGGGAAAGGAUCGCCCCCCUGGCCAGGCCCCCAACUGUGAACAGGCUGAGGAUGUUCAGACAAAAUACUCCCAUUAGAGGACCAAAGCGACGGGGGCAAACAAGACUUGCAACUUUCAGAGUUGGUCUCUUCCUCCAUCCUGCUAUGGAAACAUUCCACCCACAUAAAGACUGCUGUAUGGAAUGUCCAGUGCAUAGAGAGAACUUCGCAGUGGGAGAGCCAGUCAGACAGCUACCCUGUAACCACUUUCAUUCAGAAUGUAUUGUACCAUGGCUGGAAAUGCAUGUCCAGUGUGCAGGAAGAGUUUAAACGGAGAAGACGGCAGCAGCCAGACCCCAUCAGAAUAUCUGCCCUCUCCAUGGAUGCCGCAAACAGGAGAGAUUGUCCUUCUGAGACACCAGUCAUCCCUCGGUUCUCCUCGCCUACAUCAAACACGCCGAGAAGACAAAGCGCUUGUCACGUUCUCUUUGCUAUCUGUUGCAGUCAUAAUCAUCUCAGUCUGAUAUUCCUUUGUAUUUCUUUGUAUUUGUUUAAUUUAUUUAAUGCCUUUCUGCACCAUGUAAACUGUUACCAAUACAGGCUUCCUAACAGUCGGUUGAGUUCAAGCCCAUGUCUUCACCUCUCAAGCAACUCCAUCUUUCUUGACAUGCACUGCGGCAAUAUGCUAUUAUGGGGAAAUGCCAGACUUUAUAUCAUACCAUGUCCUCUUUACACAUCAGCAAAUUUGCUAAUCCUGCAACUUGAGCACUACAUUUACAUUUAUGCAUUUGGCAGACGCUUUUGUCCAAAGCGACUUAGAGUGCACUUAUUACAGGGACAAUCCCCCCCAGAGCAACCUGGAGUUAAGUGCCUUACUCAAGGACACAAUGGUGGUGACUGGGGCUCGAACCAGUGAUCUUCUGAUUACCAGUUUACCAGUUAUGUGGUGUAGACCGAACAAUAUGAACACAAUAUUGCCCUGAAAUAAAUGAUAUGUUUGUGAAGGAUAUAAUAUAUUUUUGAGAUUUUGUCAGGAAGAUCUUGAUUGAUCUCUGGUUACUUAUUCUGGUGGUGUUUUAUUGGAUUGCAUUAUAAAACCAUGGGCCAAUGACUGGGUGAUGGGCAAUCGAUGGGGUAUCUUUAAAAUGUUAUGUUUGUGAAAUAAAAAAAAAAACCUUUCUCAUGAUUGUCUAGCUCUGUGGGUGUUUUUGAUGGAGUCAGAUGCAGAUUGUAACCUUUUCUGUCUAUGAAAUGAAGUAGGCAUCUUCAGCAGUAUUCA